AGUGUCCCAUUACUGCAGAAAAUGUAAUAUAGAGACAGCACGAUACGCUACUCCACUCACAGUAACCGUCUGUCAUUUUGUUGCAGAGAUACUCUAUUUAGUUAGCAAAAUACAAAAUAGUCUAUUUGCAUUUCCUUCACUUUUCUCUCCAUUGAUGUAACAAACCAAACCCAACUCAGGUUGAAAAUCACAGCCAGUGCACAUUAGCAGUGUCACAUUUCUGCAAAAAUUAGAGUAGAGAGAAUACUACACCACUCCUAGUAAAGAGUCUGUCCUUUUGUUGCAGAGAUAGUCUAUUUGCAUUUCUGUCACUUUUCUCUCCAUUUGAUGCAACAAACCCGACUCAGAUCUUUGAAAGAUUAACAUCACAUUGGGACAAGUGUCACAUGUUCCCCCUUCAAGAAGAGGAAGAAGAUAGUCCUAAAUUUUGUUGGGGUGCCAAGAAGGGAAAGGGUGCCCAUAAUAAGGGCGUCCAAUUUUACAUGUCAUUCACUUAUGAUGGAGUUGAAUUCAACUUAUAUGAUUGUGUUUACAUGUGUCGUCACGGUGAAACUGAGCCUGACAUUGGUAAGAUAGUCAAGGUGUGGGAAACGGCAGAGCAGAAAAGGAUAGUCAAGGUGGUCUGGUUUUUCCGUCCCACCGAGGUAACUCAUUGGUUGGGUCAUAUCAAGGUGCUUCCCAAUGAGUUACUCUUGGCUUCAGGAGAAGGCAUAGGGCUUUCAAAUCGAAAUCCUGUGGAAGCCAUCACCGGUAAAUGCAAUGUUGUCUGCACAUCAACUGAUAGAAGAAACCCUCGGCCAAAAGACGAAGAUUUGGGAACAGCUGACUUCUUCUUUUAUCGCACCUUUGAUGUUGGAACUCGCCAGAUAUCUGAGAAAUUUCCAAAUUCAAUUGCGCAAAUUGAAGUGGAGCACUUCUUUAAUAAGGUGAAAGAUCAGAAGCAGCCUCUUCAUUAUGGAGGAAAAGGAAGUCUUGAAAAGCCACACGCAUCACUUUCAUUUGGAGGAGCAACAACAAAAACGGCAUUGAAAGAUGGCCAGCCAGGAAGAAACACUCAAUCGAUGCUGCCACCUGGGACUCUGGUCAAGCAAAAUAAAUCCUCCACAAAUGAUGUUGCUAUGGUCAGAAUGGAGCAGUCUUCUAUGAACACAUGUGCGGUAGACAAAGAACUGAAGAAGACAAACGGCACUAGUGCCAGAAAUGAAGUAAAGUAUUCUUAUUGUACUUCGCCUACUAGCUUAUCUGAUUCUCAUGCUUUGAAGAAGAGGAAGCUUCUAGACUCUUCAGGUACUGCACUGUUUGAACAACACAAUGUCAUGCACUCUAAGGGUCAGGUGACAGAAGUGGUAGAAAAAGGUGGACGAGGCAGACAGGGCAAUAUUUCUGAGACGGACAAAACUGUUGCCAGAACUGAGAAGCAUUCAUAUUGUACCUCGUCUACUAACUCAUCUGAUUCUCAUGCUUUGAAGAAGAGAAAGCUUCAAGACUCAUUAGGUACUGCUUCAUCUGACCAACGAAAGGUCAUGAAAUCGACAAGUCAGGUCAUUGAAGUAACAACAAGGGUGAAGGAGGGUGCUAGCACAUGGUUCAAGGAACAGCCAUGGAAUGAAAGACUCCAAGCAGCUCAAGAGCGAGGCACACUUGUGUUACUUGAGAAUCUUGAUCCUUCAUAUGUAUCAGCAGAAGUGGUGGAUAUUGUCUGGCAUGCCUUAGAGCAAAAGGUUAGUGCAAAAAUGUUGCAGCAUAACACCUUCUCCAAUCCCCUAAAUGCAGGAAAAGCAUUUGUUAUCUUCAGAUCAAGUGAGGCUGCAGAGAAUGCCAUGUUUGAGUUGAAAAGGAGGUGCCUAAUGUUAGGUGAUGGAAGGCCAGUUGUUGCUCGAAGAGGAAUAAUAGAAGAGCCAGGGAAAAGUAGAGACUUUCCUGGCCAUCUGUCCAUUGGAAAAAUCAAAUUUCAGAAGCUAGGAGAAGAAAUGAGAAAAGCGGUAUCAACAUCACACUACUCCCAGAGUAACACAAUCGAAAAUGAGAUGGCCAUCGACUGGCGUGUCCUACAGGAAGAGUCUAGCCUGAGGUGGAAAGCUCUACAUCAGGAACAAGCAGCGGAAAUUGAACGUCUUAGUAGCAAGUUGAAGACCCUUAUUUAGAACUCUGUAUAGGAUCUAACGGGACUGGUUUUGUUGAUUUUCUUGUGGAUAUGGAUAUGGGGUUGCGCACCAAAGCACAGAGUAGUACAGAUAUUUUGUUUGAUGAUAGAAUGCAACUUUUUGUGCAGCACAAUAAUGCAUCUUUUAUUAUUCAGUGUGUUGGUGUGAAUUCCAACGUUGUAGGCAGUUAGCUAUA
Molecule: messenger RNA, 2340 nt
Organism: Lycium barbarum (goji berry)
Lineage: Eukaryota; Viridiplantae; Streptophyta; Magnoliopsida; Solanales; Solanaceae
Product: protein ANTI-SILENCING 1-like
Exons: 18
Coding region: 387-2144 (585 amino acids)
Molecular function (GO): chromatin binding; RNA binding
Source: RefSeq, a predicted model, not a curated record